Molecule: messenger RNA, 3029 nt
Organism: Acipenser ruthenus (sterlet)
Lineage: Eukaryota; Metazoa; Chordata; Actinopteri; Acipenseriformes; Acipenseridae
Product: transmembrane protein 229B-like
Exons: 2
Coding region: 256-762 (168 amino acids)
Source: RefSeq, a predicted model, not a curated record
CAGGCAGUCACGUGAUAUUGCCUUACAGGUUUUUGGCGUAAUUUGUUUACUUUCAUCAGCUGACCACCUGGCUUCGACCGAGAAAAUAAGGAAGAGGAGCUUAAAUCAAAUACUCCAUCAGUCAUACUACAUGUCAAACUAAACACUGAUGUGUAAUUAAUUACAGUAUAUAAUACACAAUUGCACACAAUAACUCGUAUAUCAUUCUCAAAAGCACGGAGCAGGAGUCUUACAGACCUUGGCAGCGACAGCAGGAUGGUUGCUGCAGAACCCCUGAGCAUCGUCUCCCGCUGGUACCUCUACGCCAUCCACGGCUACUUUUGCGAGAUCAUGUUCACCGCAGCCUGGGAGUUUGUGGUGCACUGCAACUGGAAGUUAACCGGAGUCACCAGCGUCUGGGCUCUCUUCAUUUACGGCACCUCCAUCCUGGUGAUGGAGAAUAUGUACUUGGUCUUAAGAGACCACUGCCACAUCAUGCUGCGCUGUGUCCUGUACACACUGUGGACCUUCGUGUGGGAGUUCUCCACAGGUUAUGUGCUGAGGCACUUCAAUGCCUGCCCCUGGGAUUACUCCUCCUUCGAUUACAACUUCAUGGGCCUGGUGACUCUGGAGUAUGCCGUGCCUUGGUUUUUUGCUUCCCUUAUCGUCGAGAAGGUUAUUGUCCGGACUACACUCUGCCUGCGGUUUGAUGGAACCACCGUUGACCCCACAGGAUCUGCCUUGAGCAUCUCCAGCAAGCGCUUCAGAUCCAAGGUUGAAUGACUCCUUGGAAAAUAGGUGCCUGCAGGAUGUUUGAUGUCUUGAAUGUUGAUAUCUGGGGAACAAGAUUUCUUCCGCUGGUGCUUUGUGUGGUGAGCAAUAGAGACGUCCAAAGGCCAGACAGGUUUACACACUUUGAGGGUUAAUUCAAUGAACAGGGUUCCAGUUUUGUGGUGCAAUUUAAUCAGCAGACAUGAGCUCUGUUCUUUAUAAAAAAUAAAUAAAUAAAAUUGUUGCCAUAAGAAGGCUGGAUUCUGUGAUUUUUAUUUUAUUUUUUAUUUUUUUAUAAACUGUCCUGUUACCCCUGUUUUCUUAACUGUGACUGGAAAAAGUAUUCAAUAGUUGAUAACUGUGUUUUUGCAUUAGAUAAAGUUACAUGGGCAUGUUAUGCUACCUUACACACUCCUACUUUAUACAUUUCUUGAGAAACACGCUCACCACAUGGAUGCGAUGGUUUAUUCCGUAAUUUUGCAAAUUAAUUUUUCACAGUAAAUGUGCAAAAUGACUGUCAGUACCACUGAAAAAUAGAAUCCCGUUCUAUAUUUGUAUUCACAUAUACAUAUAGCACUCCCGGGGUAUUAUUAUUAACAAAGUACAAAUACAAAUACAAACUGUAAACAAAGCUUUCAAAUAUAAUGUAUUUAAAAUGUAGCUUAAUAUUUAUAAGAAGUGUAUUUCUUAGGUGACUUUUGUAAGCUUUAAGUUUUUAUAAAUACUGUUGAGUACAUUCCAAGGGUAUACAAGGUCAGAGUCAUGUAAAGUUUCUGUUUAAACUCAUUAUGUACAGUAUGCUGCUCCUAAGAGACAUUUGGUUUUACCUGAGCACGCAGUGCCACCAGCUGCCAAGAAGUUGUAAUUUGUGCUAGAUCUUAAGGAGUCAGAAAUUUUUGUUAAAACUUUAAGCAUGUAAAACCUUGCCAUUUCUAUAAUUAAACACCUCCCUCCCUGCUAUUUUACAUAUUUUUAUAGGCAGAAAGUGAAGAAUCUCACAUGCAGAAUUACUGUAGAUGCUACACAAAACACACAGCUUUAUUUAUUUAAACAUGUCUGACAUACGGCUCCUUUGAUAUAGAGGUAACUCAUUUAAGGUUGUGAAUUAGUUAAAGAAUACAGAUGGUUGUCUUUGGUAGAAGCCACUAAAAUACUGUACCGCUAAAACCUGUUUAGUACAAAGCAGUAACUCAUAAGUUUAUAAACUCUCUGUUUUUUCUACAAUUAUUCCAGGGUAUUAAAUGCACAUAAUAAAUCCUGUUUGAAAAAUCAACCAAUCAUUAAGUUUGUCAGAAUUCCAGUACAUCUUGGGUAUCAGUGUCACGAUUUUAAAGCAAAGAAAGCAACACUAUUUUAGUAUUAGUUCCUGUAUUGGUUCCUGCCUAUAAUCUUUGUUUCUGUGAUUCAUAAUACAGUGUCAUAACAGAAAUCAUUUUCCCACAGUUUAAUGAGAUAGAACCACUCAGUUUGCUUCAUGGUCCUCCCCUACUCAAACAGCAUGAGAUGACAUCUCUUAUUAUACAAUGGCAAGGAUUGCCGUCCUAUUCAUUUCAAUGGGUUGUGUGAUGUCAUAGCCAUGGCGAUACCUCAGGACAUCGCUGCGGUUCUCUUAAAAGCUAUUUUUGUUAGUUGUUGCUAGAUUUCAAAAGACCGGAUGGCCACUGUACUGAAUAAUCUCAAUAUGGCACUCCAGGGUUUAUGUUAUUGAAUAUUGGCACUUCUCAGGCUUUGCCUCAUGCCUCAUAAUGCACCCUAGGCGUGCCAACAUCCCACAACAACACAUAUAUGUCAAGCGCUAUGUUGCUUAAAUAACUUCUGUAAAUGCCUGCUGUUAAGAUGCACAUUUCUGUUGUCAUUUUAUGAUGUUUGCAGUCAUUCUGAGUGGUUCGAUUGCUCCUGUUUUAAUUGUAAUAAUAAUUCUCUGUAUCAGAAUCCACCUUUGCUUGUAGAAACCUUUCACCUGGGUGGUCACUGCAUCAUGUUAUUGCUUUGCAAUUAGUAUUAAAAAAAAAAAAAACAGUACUCAAAUAGCCGGUAAUUAGGAUUCUACAGGUUCAGAUUAUGAUAGAGAAAUAUUAAUAUAGAAAUGGUUCCAGCUUUUACCAGCCAUUAACCCUAGUACUGAUUUGUAUAUAUUUUUUCUUUUUCAAUUGACAUCACACUUUGACAGCUUGUCACACAUGUUCAUCCCUUACUGUAGAAUUUUGUAUUGUUUUGCUAUGGUUGUAGUCAUGGAUUGUUGUUAAAGUAAUUAUUAUUGAUCAUAAUAAAAACUGAUA